AUGUUGGGCCAUGAAGGUGGCAAGAAGCCCCUGAAACAACCCAAGAAGCAGAACAAGGAGAUGGAUGAGGAAGAUAAGGCUUUCAAGCAGAAACAGAAGGAAGAACAAAAGAAACUGGAGGAGCUAAAGGCGAAGGCCACGGGGAAGGGGCCCCUGGCCACAGGUGGAAUUAAGAAAUCUGGCAAAAAGUAAGCUGUUCUUGGUGGCUGAGGCAAUGGUGACCCUUGAUUCUGUUCCUGUGUAAACAUCUGGAUUCCCUGCUAGAACAUUUGUUGCCACUUAUAGUUAGAAUGAAGUGUUGUCUUGGAGCCUGUUGUACAUUAAGAAUAAACUUUUGUAAAAAAGAAGAAAAAUCACACAAUGUUUAGUUCUUCUCACUCAGCCAUUUCUAUCUUAGCUGUGAGGUCAGAGUGAACCCAGUACAGAACCUGCCAGAGCUGCUCCUCAGUCUUUGUGAUGCCCAGCAUUCUGUACCAUCUGGAAUUAAAGCAACUCAUUUGAAAAA
Echinops telfairi (small Madagascar hedgehog) is the source of this 505-nucleotide messenger RNA. Its product is annotated as translation machinery-associated protein 7-like. The record is from RefSeq and is a predicted model, not a curated record. Lineage: Eukaryota; Metazoa; Chordata; Mammalia; Afrosoricida; Tenrecidae. The transcript has a single exon. The coding region runs from base 1 to 192 and encodes 63 amino acids.